Hydractinia symbiolongicarpus is the source of this 4341-nucleotide messenger RNA. RefSeq lists its product as uncharacterized. Bases 1 to 4341 code for a protein of 1446 amino acids. The record is from RefSeq and is a predicted model, not a curated record. The transcript has 4 exons. Gene Ontology annotation, biological process: DNA integration. NCBI's taxonomy places the organism in Eukaryota, Metazoa, Cnidaria, Hydrozoa, Anthoathecata, Hydractiniidae. Gene Ontology annotation, molecular function: zinc ion binding; nucleic acid binding.
AUGAGUGAUGAAUGCGUGUAUAUAUCGGAUGCCCUUCUUUUAUCAGAAGAAUACUCUUUAUCUGAUGAUAGACAACUACUACAAAUUGGCGACGAGGAUUCCAAGAACUCAUGGAGAGGUAUAUUUCAUAAUUACAAAGCAAUCUCGCGUGAAACAAGACGUGUGAAUUUUCGAAUCAAAACAACAAAUUUUGUUGACUCUUACUGUGCGAAAGGAAACUUUGCUAGGCUGUCCUUUGUAAUUUCAAGCGAUAGUUAUACUUCCAUACCACCCUUUGACCCAAAUGGAGAACCGACUUCAGUUGGUCAACGAUGGACGAAAUGGCAGACCAGUCUUAAAUACUACAUACUAGCAAGUGGAGUUAGGGAUGAUGAAAGAAAGAGGGCAAUUUUACUCCACAUGAUUGGACCUAAAUGCCAGGAAAUAUUUGAAACUUUCUCUGAUCCUGGAACAACAUUUGAAGAAGCCCUCCAUAAAUUUGAUGAACAUUUUUCAGUCAAAAAGAACAUACCUUUCGAAAGGCAUAAAUUUCACCAAGCCUCACAACAAGUAGGGGAAAGUACGGAUCAAUUCAUUACCCGUCUACGACAACUUUCCUUAUAUUGUGAAUAUGGAUCAGAAACUGACAAUGAAAUCCGAGACAUGGUCAUAGCAAAAACAUCGAAUAUUAAAUUCCGCAAACGUUUACUUAUGGAAACUGAUUUGAAUCUCCAGAAAACACAGGACCUUGGACGACUUUUUGAAUCUGCAGAACACCAAAACAAAGAAAUAGCUAAUGGUAAACAAACACAACAUGACACUGAAGAAGAAAGCUCUGAACAAAUCAACAAACUACAUGGGCGUAGACCACCUCAUCGUAGCCAUAGGAAACACAAUGCACCACCACAUCGGAACAACCCAACCAAAUCAUUCAACAAACCAGAAUGUGGUCGCUGUGGUAUGAAGAACCACAAAAGUCAUGAAUGUCGGAGAUCAAGAGAUAAAACAUGUAACAAAUGUGGUAUUAAAGGACAUUUUGCAAAAAUGUGCCGCACCAAAAAUAAACAGCAAGUUCAUCAAACCAACCAUGAAAACUCUGAUGACGAAGAUGAGGAUAUCUACCUAUACAAGAUGAACACUACGAAGUCAAAUAACUUCCCCGUUCUAGUAAACAAUAGCGAAAUGACUGCUAUCAUUGAUUCUGGAAGCACAACAAAUAUCAUCGAUUUUCGAACCUAUAAACGCUUAUUCAGCAACAUCCAGCUUCAGAAAUCCAAUGCCCGAAUCUACCCAUACAAUGCUACUAAGAAGCUCCCAAUCACUGGUACCUUCAAAGCUACAGUUGCAGCAAAUCACCAUAAAAUACUAGCAAAAUUCUACGUAAUACCUGGUCAAGGAGGCAAUUUACUUGGUCACAAAACAGCUGAGCAGCUAGAUCUAUUACGAAUUGGACCAGCUACAACACCCAUCAACCAUAGAACAUUCCAGUUAGGUAGCAGAAGUCUGUCAAAAGGCAUACCAGUAUCAACAGAACAAGUCCUCAACAAAAACAACAAGGUAUUCAAAGGAAUGGGAAAACUUAACAACUUCAAACAGAAACUCCAUAUUGAUCCAGAUGUCACCCCCAUCCAGCAACCAACUAGGAGACUGCCGUUUCACACCAGAAAGAAAGUUGAAGCAGAGCUCGAUAGACUGCUGAAAUUAGAUAUCAUUGAGCCAGUUAAUGGACCAACUUCGUGGGUUUCACCAAUUGUCGCAGUACCUAAGAAAAAUGGCAAAAUUAGAUUGUGUGUGGACAUGCGCAGAGCAAACACUGCCAUUAUCAGAGAGAAGCAUCCUAUUCCAAAACUGGAAGAAAUCCUACCAUUAUUAAAUGGAGCCACUGUCUUCUCAAAAAUUGACCUGCGAGAAGGCUACCAUCAAAUUGAGUUAGCCGAAGAAAGCAGAAACAUUACUGCCUUCAUUACCCAUAAAGGAAUUUUCAGAUACAAGCGUCUCAUAUAUGGUAUUUCAAGUGCCUUUGAACAUUUUCAGAAAAAUAUUGAAAUGGUAAUUGCUGAUUGUGAAGGGGCAAAGAACAUCUCUGAUGAUAUUUUUAUCUGGGGAAAAACACAAGCUGAGCAUGACCGCAAUCUCGAUAAGGUUCUUCGUAAUCUUUCUGAGAAUGGCCUGCGUGUCAACCCAGAAAAAUGUGAGUUUAGCAAGAAUAAAAUUUUAUUUAGUGGAUAUACUCUCACAACAGAUGGCAUAUCUCCAGACCCUUCCAAAGUCACUGCAGUCAACAAAUUCAAAACACCAACAACAUCGACAGAAGUCAGAUCCUUUCUUGGUCUAGUAAAUUAUUGCAGUCAGUUCAUCAAAGACUACAGUACAUUAUCAGCUCCACUGAGGAAACUCACCAAGAAAAAUACACCAUUCAUAUGGACAGAUCUUGAACAGAAAUCAUUUGAUUUACUCAAAGAAAAACUUUGCACUUCUGAAACUAUGGCAUUUUACAAUCCUGAGGCGGAAACAGACAUAAUUGUUGAUGCAAGUCCGUAUGGUCUUGGUGCCAUACUUACACAGAAACAGAAAGAUGGAAACUUCAAGCCGGUAGCAUAUGGAAGUAGAGCAUUAACACCUGUUGAACAGAGAUACUCACAAACAGAACGAGAAGCUCUUGCAGUUGCCUUUGGCUGCACACACUUUCACUUUUUCAUAUAUGACCGUGACUUCGAUAUCACCACUGAUCACAAGAGUCUUUUGCACGUAAUGUCACCAACUUCCACAUCUCCACCACCGAGGAUCCAGAGAUGGCUUCUUCGCAUACAAGGGUAUAACUACAAAUUAAAAUACAUUUCUGGUGCCAAAAAUGCUGCUGACAUACUAUCAAGAGACCCUGUUUGUACAGACAGUGAAGGAGAAACUGACGACUCAAUUGAAUCCUUUAUCAACUUUACAGCAGCAGAAGCAGUACCUAAAAGCUGCAAUAUCGAAGAGAUACAAGAUGAAACUGCAAAAGACAUCAUUCUUCAAAAAGUCACCAAAGCCAUUAACUCGAAGGCCUGGCCAAAAGAUUCUGCUUUGAAUCCAUACAGACAUGCAAAGCAUGAGUUAUCCUUUGUGAAUAACAUUUUACUCAAAGGACAACGAAUUGUCAUCCCAAGCACUCUACAACAGAAAAUGUUGCAGAUAGCACAUGCUACGCAUCAAGGAACAACCAAAACUAAACUACUAUUACGUGAAAAAGUUUGGUGGCCGCUGAUGAACAAACAAAUCGAAGAUCUAACACUUACCUGUCAUGCCUGCCAAGUAACUGCACCCUCCACCACCAGGCAUGAACCGUCACAACCAACAGAAAUUCCCAAACAACCUUGGAACACUAUUGCAAUGGACAUUCAAGGCCCUUAUCCCUCUGGUGACAACCUGUUAGUUUUGAUUGAUUACAGAUCCAGAUACCCAAUAGUUUCUUCUAUCAAGAACACUGGUGUGCAAAACAUAAUAAAUGUUAUGAAGCGAACCUUUAGUAUUUUUGGUUAUCCAAAAACAAUUGUAACUGACAAUGGUUCACAAUUCACGUCCUUCAAAUUCAGCCGAUACCUUCAACAACAUGGUAUAAAACACCGGCGUACAACUCCAUACUGGCCACAAGCUAAUGGUGAGGUUGAGAGAUUUAACCGCACAUUGAAGCGACACAAUCAAACUGCUGUCAUCACUGGAAAGGAUUGGCGUAAAACUCUUGACACAUUCCUUUUGAGUUACCGAACCACACCUCAUACCGUAACUAAAGUUCCACCUGCAACACUGAUGUUCGGUAGACCGCUAACGAAUGAUCUUCCUGACGUUAGUCAACUUGUGAAAAGCAACAGUGAAUUGGAUAUAGAAGUAAACAAGAAUGAUGAAAAGCACAAACAGAAAUCCAAGGAAAACACCGACCAGAACCGCAAGGCAAAAACUGUCACUUUUGAAGUCGGACAAAAGGUAUUGUUGAAAAAUCUUACCGACAACAAAAACAAACUUUCACCGCCCUGGUUAAAGGAAGUCUUCACCAUCAUUAAAGUAUACAAACGAAGCAUCAUGGUUCGAAACAAGGAAGGAAAAACGUUUCUACGAGCAAACGGACACGCGAAACUGUAUAGAUCUGCGAAGGGUAAGCAAUCGAGUGUUUCUAACGCGCGAAACAGGGCAGACCCUUGUACCUGCUCAAGCAAUGCGAAUUUUGAUGAGAACCAACAAUCUAAACCGAAUGAUGGCCAUAACAAAGAAGAAGAUCUAUACGAAAAGAAAAACCACAAGAACGGUGCAAAAACCUACCCGAAACGACAAAGAAAAACUACAGAGCGUUACGUCAUCAUCAAUCCGAAGCGCAAGAAGAAGACUUAG